Coregonus clupeaformis (lake whitefish) is the source of this 794-nucleotide messenger RNA. RefSeq names its product pericentriolar material 1 protein-like. Gene Ontology annotation, biological process: intraciliary transport involved in cilium assembly; cilium assembly; centrosome cycle. The coding region runs from base 27 to 302 and encodes 91 amino acids. NCBI's taxonomy places the organism in Eukaryota, Metazoa, Chordata, Actinopteri, Salmoniformes, Salmonidae. Gene Ontology annotation, cellular component: ciliary basal body; centrosome; centriole. The transcript has 3 exons. The record is from RefSeq and is a predicted model, not a curated record.
CCUUACAGCCUAGUUACAGUGAAGCCAUGAUGAACCACACAGAGCACGCUGCUUCAGCCUGUUCACUCGAGACACAGCUGUGGACUAACUCUGAGGUGCAGCGACACCAGAUCCUGGGAGGGAAGCUGAGCCAGAAGAGGACAGGGCCUGAAUCUUUAAUGGCAGAGUAUCAGGGGAGACACAGAUUGAAUGACUCCUACAAAAGGAUGGAGGAGCAGCUCUCAGAGCAUCAGUGGAUGGAUGACAGGACGAUGGCCACGUGGGGAGGAUCCACGCCGUGUCAGCUGGAGGAAGAUGGCUAGGAGAUGGGGGUUGAGGAAGAGGAGGAGGUGGACUCCAGUUCAAGUUAAGUGUCCUCUGAGUCUUUCAGAAUGAGACAGUCCAACAGGACCAGAGGAUCCAGAGAAAGGUUGCUAUUGACUGUUUCCCAUUCCACUUUACAUUGCUAUUGAUGUAGGAAAACAUGGAGAUAAUGUCUGCGUCCCAAAUGGUACCCUAUUCCCUUUAUAGUGAAUUACUUUUGACCAGGGCCCAUGAGGGCCCAUACAGUGCACUAUAUAGGGAAUAGGGUGUCAUUUGGGAUGCAGACAAUGUAUCCGGGCCUGGUCUUCCCUCUCCAGUGACCCCUCUGUGGAGGGAAACCUGCGUCCCUCUCUCUAGGCCAGGGGUCAGCUGAGGGUCAGGAGUCAUGGUUAGGAGAAGGUGCACUGGGUGUCAGAUCUGUCUAGCGUGGAGGUGGAGGAGAGACAGCAGAGACAGCAGAGACAGGAGAGACAGGAGAGACAGCAGAGACA